GCCGGCUCAUAAAACACACACUCUUCUCUCUUUAUUUAACUUUUUCAGUUUUAUUUUUUUCUUUUUAAUUUUUCUCUCUCUCUCUACAUUUACUUUCUCUCUCUAUCCUCUUCUGUGUUACUGUUUGUUUUGUAGGAUUCCCACCUAUUUUCCCAAGACAAGCACUAAAGAGAGGAGGAGUGAGAAAGAUUGGGAAAAUAGGCGCAGAUAGAGAUAGAGAACGAGAGUCUCAGAGAGGAAUCUGGAGAGAGAAAACGCCGGAAAUGCUGCAGGGGCUGCAGAAUCCGGCGAGUUCAUAUCUAGAGUGAAGGGAAGGAGAGGGAGGUUGAGAGGCCACAGGAAAAUGCGAGAAACACUAUUCUGUGACGAAAACGACGCUGUUUGCAGCACCAAGAAGAAGAAAUCGGAGGAGGAGAAGGUAGAUAGAGAGACGGAAGUGGUGUUGGUUCCGCCGCCGGCCAUCGUUGUCGGCAGGAGCCGAUCCCAGGCCGGAACGAGGAGAGUGACGCCGACCACCACUACAGGAGAGGCCACCACAAGCGCCACUGAAGUGGUGGAGAAAGUUCUCCAGAACGGCGAUCUCUACACUGGGAGCUUCGCUGGAAACGUCCCUCACGGAUCGGGGAAGUACUUGUGGACCGACGGGUGCAUGUACGAGGGCGAGUGGAAGAGGGGAAAGGCCUCUGGAAAAGGCAAGUUCUCGUGGCCAUCGGGAGCCACCUUCGAAGGCGAAUUCAAGUCUGGUCGUAUGGAAGGGAUCGGCACCUUUAUCGGAUCCGACGGCGAUACGUACCGUGGAUCCUGGAGUGCGGAUCGCAAGCACGGGUACGGGCAGAAAAGCUACGCCAACGGGGAUUUCUACGAAGGGUCGUGGAGAAGGAACUUCCAAGAAGGGCAUGGCCGCUACGUGUGGAGGAACGGGAAUGAGUACAUCGGGGAAUGGAAGAACGGAGUGAUCUCAGGAAGAGGGGUCCUGAUUUGGGCCAACGGAAACCGCUACGACGGGCAAUGGGAAAACGGGGUUCCAAAAGGAAACGGGGUGUUUACGUGGCCUGAUGGGAGCUGCUAUGUAGGUAGUUGGAGCAAGGACAUGAAACAGCAGCGCCUCAAUGGCACCUUCUAUCCUGGAAUAGGGAAAGAGCAAAAUGUGAGUCAAAAAAUAAGCUUAAUGGACCAAAAUUUGAUGGUGGCCACUCGAAAAAGGUCGUCGGUGGACGGGGCUAGGGGGAGCUUGGCGGAGAAGAGUUUUCCAAGGAUUUGUAUAUGGGAAUCUGAUGGGGAGGCUGGGGAUAUUACUUGUGAUAUAAUCGAUAAUGUGGAGGCAUCCAUGUUUUACCGGGACGGAACGGGCUUGGAUUGUGAUGGGAUUAGGCAGUUUAGGCGGAGUCCUUGUUGUUUUAGCGGAGAGAUUAAGAAACCGGGGCAGACAAUAUCCAAAGGCCAUAAGAAUUACGAUUUGAUGCUUAAUCUGCAACUGGGUAUCAGGUAUUCUGUUGGAAAGCAUAUUUCGAUCUUGCGUGAUCUUAAGCCAACUGAUUUUGAUCCCAGAGAGAAGUUUUGGACUAGGUUUCCAACUGAAGGUUCUAAGCUUACUCCACCCCAUCAGUCGGUAGAGUUCAGGUGGAAAGAUUAUUGUCCGAUGGUGUUCAGGCAUUUGAGGGAGCUGUUCCAAGUGGAUACUGCUGAUUAUAUGCUAGCUAUAUGUGGAAAUGAUGCUCUUAGGGAGCUUUCUUCCCCGGGGAAGAGUGGAAGCUUCUUUUACCUCACCCAGGACGAUAGAUUUAUGAUAAAGACUGUAAAGAAAUCAGAAGUCAAGGUGCUUAUUAGGAUGCUUCCAAGUUACUACCAACAUGUCUGUCGCUAUGAAAAUUCCCUUGUGACAAAAUUCUUUGGAGUGCAUUGUGUUAAACCGGUGGGCGGGCAAAAGACUCGUUUCAUUGUGAUGGGCAAUUUGUUUUGCUCGGAGUACCGAAUCCAUAGACGAUUUGAUCUCAAAGGUUCGUCCCAUGGCCGCACAACAGACAAGUCUGAAGGUGAGAUUGAUGAAACUACCACCCUUAAGGAUCUUGACCUCAAUUUCGUGUUUCGUCUCCAACGGAAUUGGUUCCAGGAACUUAUGACACAAAUUGAUCGAGAUUGUGAAUUCUUGGAAGCUGAAAGAAUAAUGGAUUACAGUCUUUUAGUUGGUCUUCAUUUCCGUGAUGACAACACAUGUGACAAAAUGGGGUUAUCGCCAUUUUUCUUGCGCUCUGGUAAAAGAGACUCGUAUCAAAAUGAAAAGUUCAUGCGGGGCUGUCGCUUCCUGCAGGCAGAGCUACAGGACAUGGAUCGGAUUCUUGCUGGCCGGAAACCAUUGAUCAGGCUAGGAGCUAACAUGCCUGCACGAGCAGAACGAAUGGCCAGAAGGAGUGAUUUUGAUCAAUACACCCCAGGCGGAGGUAGCAGCUUGACCCCUUCUCGCAGUGGAGAAGUCUAUGAAGUAGUGCUUUAUUUUGGGAUCAUUGAUAUUUUACAAGACUAUGAUAUAAGCAAGAAGCUAGAGCAUGCCUACAAAUCCUUGCAAGCUGACCCUUCCUCAAUCUCAGCUGUUGAUCCAAAACUCUACUCAAAAAGGUUCCGAGAUUUCACAAGGAGGAUCUUUAUAGAAGAUAGGUAAAUGUGAAACAAGGAGGCGUCAAAAAUUGAAAUUCAGAGCUUGGAAUUGAGAGAUAUUUGCCAAUUGAAUCUGGGGUCCCACUCCUCGGGGGCAAACUGUUGGGGGACUUGUGCAGCUCCCAGCAAGCAGAAACAAACGGUUUGUGGGCUCAGCAUGACCUAUCGAUCGAGGCAUCUGAAAACAAGGUUGACUAAAGCAUGGAUUAAUUUAAUGAUUGGAUUUAGAGCAAUUGCAGAAGAGAUGGCUGAAUUUUGAGGAUCAGCCAUGGUGUUGUGGAGUGGGAGAAGUACUUGUACAUUCAAGGGGGAAGGGAAAAUUGGAUUCUGUUUUCCUUUUUCUUUUUUGUUGUUUUUUUUUCUCUGAAAUUUUUGUGGUAACCAAGAAUGUGAAGAUUGAAAGAUAGGUAUAGGGAACGGAGAAAAUGUUCCCCCGAGAGAAGAUUCAAAAAAAAAAAAAAAAAAGGGAAUGGGGAGGAAGGCACUGGAAUAAUAAGUGUACAGCUUAUAGAAAGGGAUAUGGACAAAUUUUAUGGAAUUUCAUGAUAUUUUGUUAAUGUUGUGGGGAUUUCAAGGAAUGGAAAAUGUUUUAUUGUUAAGGGAGAGAGGACCCCAUUGGGAUCUCUCCCCCCCCUUCUCUCUC
This is a messenger RNA of Vitis riparia (riverbank grape), 3295 nucleotides long. RefSeq names its product phosphatidylinositol 4-phosphate 5-kinase 1. Gene Ontology annotation, molecular function: ATP binding; 1-phosphatidylinositol-4-phosphate 5-kinase activity. Gene Ontology annotation, biological process: phosphatidylinositol metabolic process. The transcript has 8 exons. Lineage: Eukaryota; Viridiplantae; Streptophyta; Magnoliopsida; Vitales; Vitaceae. The record is from RefSeq and is a predicted model, not a curated record. The coding region runs from base 344 to 2656 and encodes 770 amino acids.